Fusarium coffeatum is the source of this 4347-nucleotide messenger RNA. RefSeq lists its product as uncharacterized. Gene Ontology annotation, molecular function: ATP binding; RNA binding; ribonuclease III activity. Gene Ontology annotation, cellular component: RISC complex; nucleus; cytoplasm. The record is from RefSeq and is a predicted model, not a curated record. NCBI's taxonomy places the organism in Eukaryota, Fungi, Ascomycota, Sordariomycetes, Hypocreales, Nectriaceae. The coding region runs from base 1 to 4347 and encodes 1448 amino acids. The transcript has 6 exons. Gene Ontology annotation, biological process: siRNA processing.
AUGACUUCCACCGACGAAGAAAUGCCGGACGACGAUUCGCAGAGUACCGAUGAAUCUGGGAUACAAAGCUCCUCACAGCCUGACAGCCCUGUUGUUGCUGAGGUGCCUACUACCGAGGUUGAAAUAUCCGAAACCAUAUCCAUCGUCGCCGAUGAAAAGGCGAGCGGAAAGAUGAAGGUCAGGAAACUUCGACCUAAGAAAGGGACGCCUGAUCCAGAGGUUGUUAAUCCUCGCGGUUACCAGAGAGAGAUGCUGGAACACAGUCUCAAAAGAAACGUGAUCGUGGCGAUGGAUACAGGAAGCGGAAAGACCCAAGUGGCCGUGCUGAGAAUCCAAGCUGAACUCGAGAGGUGUUCGCCGGACAAGAUGAUCUGGUUUCUAGGGAAGACCGUCAGUUUGUGUGAACAGCAGUUCGAUGUUCUUGAGAGACAGAUGCCAUCGGUAUCCAUGAAACUGCUCACCGGGCAGUCGAAUAUAGACGCAUGGUCCGAAGAUGUUUGGCCUGUCAUCCUCGAAGGCACCCGCGUUGUCGUUUCGACUUUCGAAAUCCUACGGGAUGCUCUUGACCAUGCUUUCGUUAGAAUGGACAUGCUGGCCCUGAUUGUGUUCGAUGAAGUUCACAAUUGUGUAAAGAACAGUUCAGGAAGGAAGAUCAUGGUCAACUUUUACCAUGAGAAGAAGAUUGCAGGCAAGCCUGUGCCCGCCAUCUUGGGUCUGACGGCAAGUCCAGUACAGUCUAAAUCGAGACGAGAUGAGAUUCGAGAGCUCGAGAUCACCAUGGAUGCGAGAUGUGUUACGCCUACGGUUAAUCGCAAGGAGUUAUUAGAACACGUCAACAAGCCCGAUCUAAUUCGGGUCCUCUACCAUGUCGAGGAGCGUUUAGCUCUAACCCCCUUGAUGCAGGCUCUGCAGUCGGAAUACCUGAGCAUGAACCUCGCCCAAGAUCCCCAUAUUGCUAAGCUGCAAGAUCGUAUCGUUAAGACCGCGAGUGGUCACGCUGAGUUGCAAAGGGUGAUUGCGAAACACGACACUUUCUCGCAAAACCAGGUGAAAAAGCUCUGGAGCAAAAGUAAGGAUCUUCUCGAUGAGCUAGGAUCCUGGGCGGCAGACCAGUAUAUAUCAGAGCUGGUCAGUCUCUUUCUAGAAAGAGUCGACGCACCGACUACAUACACCGACAACUGGUCCAAUGAAGACAGAACGUAUUUGGCGGGACACUUGCGCCGGAUCGCUAGUGAUCCAGACAAACUCGGAUUACCCUGCACAGGCAACCUGACUGAUAAAGCUAACAAGUUGAUCCACGAACUUCUUGCAGCAAACAAGGACACGGUCGGUAUCAUAUUCGUCAAAUCGCGCGCCGCGGUUAAUGUCCUUUGCGCAAUAUUGAAAAACCAUCCACAAAUUCAACAGCGGUACUGUGUUGGUUCUGUAGUAGGGUCUGCAGCUUAUGAGACACGCAAGAAGAACGUCUACGAACACCCUACAGGUGAUAGUAACGAAAUACUGGCCGCUUUCAAAUCAGGCGCCAUCAACCUUCUAGUUUCGACGAGUGUGCUCGAGGAAGGCAUUGAUGUUGCAGCAUGUAACUUGGUCAUCUGCUUUGAUGAAACGACAACACUCAAAUCUUACAUCCAACGCCGCGGGCGAGCGCGCAAGAAACAAUCCAAGAUGAUUAUCCUGGAGAGAUCAACUUCGGACAUUCGUGAAUGGGAUUCUUUGGAAGAGGAAAUGAAGAAGCGCUACGAACACGAUCGAGAAGAGUUGGAUCGACUGAAUGCACAGGCUUCCGCCGAAUGGACGAGCUCGGAAUCUUUUCGUGUUCCGAACUCAGACGCCAGGCUGGAUCUUGAAAAUGCUCGCCAACAUCUUGAGCAUUUUUGCGAUAAGGUUUUCCGCCGAGCCUACGUGGAUGUAAGGCCUGUCUAUGUGUUCCAGAAGGAAAUAUCUGAGAACGGAAUACCGACGUUCAGUGCAACGGUGACACUACCAUCAGCCUUGCCCUAUGAUCUACGCAAGUUCCAGGGAAAAGGAGGAUGGAUGUCUGAAAAGAACGCCAUGAAAGAUGCGGCCUUCCGCGCUUACUAUGGGUUAUAUCGAGCAGGACUUGUUAGUGACAAUCUUCUGCCUAUAAACGAGGGUGCAACCAAGGAGGAAGACAAAGGAAAUUUACCAAACACUGAACUUCUCUUCAAUCCAUGGAUUCAAGUUUCGCAAAACUGGAUUUCAGAUGCUGAUAAGUGGCUUUAUACUUACGAGUUCAUCGACCACGAGAAUGCUGCACCGCUUCGUUUCCAGAUUGCUCUGCCCAUUGAGCUGCCUCGUCCUCGAGACAUCACAGUCUAUCCCAGAGAAGAGGGAGCAUGGACCAUCAAAUGUACCUCAAUCCGAAAUAUCUCCAACGACGAAUCUUUAGCUUUGCCAGAUCAUACAUCGACCCUUUUGGCAAUGCAUUUCGGACAUCGCUGGAAAGUUGAAGAUUCUGACCAUGUGAUCAAGGUUAUCUAUGGAAUCAAGGAUCUUUCACGGGACCAGAUAGGAUCUAUUCCCUUCGGAGAAAGUCCACACUACCUAGACGAUGUCUCUGAAAAGCGAAUCCUGGUUCGGGAUUCUACUAAUGCACCGUUUAUCUAUAUCAAGACAAUUGAAAAGAAACCUCGGUAUGAGGAGGUCCGGCAUCCAUUCUAUGAAUACGAAGACGCUCCGGAAGAAGAGUAUCUGGAUGUGCUUCAGUGGACGCGCAGAGCGGAUUUCCUCCACGCAGUGAGGGGUGACCAGAAUGCGAGUUCCUGCUCCAAACCCUACCGCUGGGUACUUCCUAUUUCGCAAGCCACAGUUGACGUGGUUUCACCACGAGUCGUUGAGCUGGGCAUGCUGAUCCCCUCGAUCAUUCAUGAGCUAGAAAUCCAGCUAAUCGCCUUGGAACUGUCUUCGACACUUUUGGCUCGUGUUGGUAUCACAGACUUGCAGUUGGUAGUCCAAGCCAUCAGCGCCCCCAGUGCCAUAGAGCCUGUUGACUACGAGCGUCUUGAGUUUUUGGGCGAUUCAAUCUUGAAGUUUUGCACCGUUAUUCAAGCCUAUUCCGAGCACCCGAACUGGCCCGAAGAGCUUUUGAACAAUUUCAAGGAUCGACUCGUAUCCAAUACACGGCUAGAACGCUCCUGCUUGGAAUCUGGACUAUCUAAAUUCAUACUUUCAAAGACCUUCACCGGUGUCAAGUGGCGUCCACUAUAUCGAGAUGAUUUCCUGGAGAUGCAGCCAGUUGAUGGUGCAUCACGAUUCAUUGGAAACAAAACACUCGCUGACGUGGUUGAAGCACUUGUUGGAGCCUCUUUCGAAGACGGAGGAAUGACCAAGGCUUUGAAGUGCAUCAAAGUGUUCCUUGGGGCUAACUGUAACUGGCACGAAGAAGGAAUGGCCAGAGACACACUCUUCGGCAUUGCCCCCAGCGAUGUUGGCCUACCUCCUACAAUGGAGCCCUUGGAGGACCUCAUCGGGUACUCAUUCCAGAAGAAGUCGUUGCUAAUCGAGGCCAUGACUCACGGAUCUUAUGCCGCUGAUGCACACCAGAGGUCCUACGAACAACUUGAAUUCCUCGGAGAUGCUGUCCUAGACUACUUGGUCGUGAGUCGGACGUUCCAAUACAACUCACCAAUUCCUAACAGUAUUCUGCACCUUAUCAAGACUGCAAUGGUCAAUGCACAUUUCCUUGCGUUUACCAACAUGGAUAAUGGACUGCAUCGAACCAACGUCGAGGUUGAGGAUGGUAAACCAGUGUUUACCGACGUAAAACUGCCCAUUUGGAAGUUUAUGCGACACAGCUCGCCCGAGAUGGGACGAGUGAUGAAAGAGACUGAGAAGAGGUUCGACAGUCUUCGAGACGAGAUUGAUAUCGCUAAGAGAGAGAGCGACCAUUACCCUUGGGCUUUGUUCGCACGACUGCACCCUGAAAAGUUCUACUCGGAUCUCUUUGAAGCUGUUUUAGGCGCUAUCUGGGUUGAUUCCGGAAGUAUGGAAACAUGUGCAGCUUUCCUUGCUAAGUUUGGAAUUUUCACUUACCUCGACCGGAUUCUCAAAGGAAAGAUCCAUGUUAAGCAUCCGAAAGAAGAAUUUUGUGCAAUGGCUGGGAAUAAGAAGCCAGCCUUCCUUCUCUCAAAAGGUGAUGGACCCAUGAUCGACUGGGGCUGCUCGGCCACGGUUGAAGGUCGUGUGGUAGGAGUCUCGACUGGGGCUCUCAAUAAGUUUGAGGCCGAGACCAAGGCUGCUGAAGCGGGUAUCAAGGUUUUGAAGAGGGAGAAAGAACUUGCAAAAGAACAGAAAGGUGCGAAGAAGCAGAAGCUUUCAGAAGAAUAG